AUGGGGGGGUGGGGGUGGGGUAUGGGGGGGGGGGUUAUGUUGUGGGGUUUGGGUUGUUGUUGGGGUUAUGAUUGGGGGUGGGUGGUUGUUUUGGGGGGUAUAGGGGGGGGUGGUUUAGGGGGGUAUUUGUGGUGGGGGGGGUGGUGGGUGGGUGUGUUUGGGGGGGGGGGGGGGGGGGGGGAAGGGGGUUAUGGAUUUUGGAGUGUUUGUAGUAUGGGAAAUGUGUGUUGGGGGGGUAUUGGGGGGGGGGGGUGUGGUUUUUGGGUUGUGGUUGGGGUGGGGGGGGGUUUUGGUGGUGUAUGGGUGAGGGGUUUGGUGGGUUGGUGUUGGGUUGUGGAGGGGUUGGUUGGGGGUUGUGGAGUGUGGGGGGGUGGGGGGUGGGGGGGUUGGGGGGGGGAGGUAGUGGGGUUUUUGGGGGUGGUUGGGGGGGGAUGGGGUGGGGGGGGGGUUUUUGGGGGUGGGUUUGUGAGAGAUUAG
Messenger RNA from Knipowitschia caucasica, 477 nucleotides. NCBI's taxonomy places the organism in Eukaryota, Metazoa, Chordata, Actinopteri, Gobiiformes, Gobiidae. The record is from the annotation of a GenBank genome assembly.